AUGGCACCAAAAAGAGAACCCUCCAUUAAAAAGUCUCCUUCGCCAGAGGCCCAACCGCAACUGGGUCCUCCCUACCCGUGCCUGCCUGCAGCUCCUGCAGCUCCAAAAUCCAUUCCAGAGCAGAAGCCGAGGAUGCUACGUCCUUCUGAUUCACCAUUUGACCCCAGUACUUUGGAGUCUGACUUCUCAGAAGAUCAAAUCCUCGAGUAUAAGGAGGCAUUCCUGCUGUUCGACAGGACAGGAGAUGGGAAGAUCAGCUUCAGUCAGUGUGGGGACGUGAUGCGGGCUCUGGGACAGAACCCUGUAAACGCUGAGGUGUUAAAAGUCCUGGGCAACCCCAAAGCUGAUGAAAUGAACACCAAGAUGCUCGACUUUGAGCAGUUCCUGCCCAUGUUUCAGGCCAUUGCAAAGAACAAAGACCAGGGCUCCAUGGAGGACUUUGUGGAGGGACUUCGUGUGUUUGACAAGGAGGGCAACGGCACAGUGAUGGGAGCAGAACUACGUCACGUCCUCACCACAUUAGGUGAGAAAAUGACAGAGGAGGAGGUGGAGACGCUCUUGGCUGGACACGAAGAUGCAAAUGGCUGCAUUAAUUAUGAAGAACUGGUCAGAAUGGUCAUGAGCGGUUGAAGAUGAAGUCCAUUACACACUUUUUUUUUUUUCUGUCAUGUCCAUUUUUGCAUUUAGCUUUUUCAGACCUACACAACUUUUUUUUUUUUUUUUUUUUAAUAAGACGGUUUUAAUUUAAGAAGUGCCUUUACAUUCCUUAGGAAAAAUCAUAGGUGACCAUUUUCAGCUCUGUUCAUUUUUAUGAGCAACUUGUAUCACUAUACGUCAUGCAACAUUUAUAACAUAAAAGUGUUUUGUUGAUGCCGGUCAACAUUAAAACAAUAAAAUAUUAAAUAUGUACAAAA
This is a messenger RNA of Nematolebias whitei (Rio pearlfish), 914 nucleotides long. RefSeq lists its product as uncharacterized. The record is from RefSeq and is a predicted model, not a curated record. Bases 1 to 630 code for a protein of 209 amino acids. Gene Ontology annotation, cellular component: myosin II complex. The transcript has 6 exons. NCBI's taxonomy places the organism in Eukaryota, Metazoa, Chordata, Actinopteri, Cyprinodontiformes, Rivulidae. Gene Ontology annotation, molecular function: calcium ion binding; structural constituent of muscle.